Molecule: messenger RNA, 5915 nt
Organism: Phycodurus eques (leafy seadragon)
Lineage: Eukaryota; Metazoa; Chordata; Actinopteri; Syngnathiformes; Syngnathidae
Product: voltage-dependent calcium channel subunit alpha-2/delta-4-like
Exons: 39
Coding region: 412-3840 (1142 amino acids)
Cellular component (GO): voltage-gated calcium channel complex
Molecular function (GO): voltage-gated calcium channel activity
Source: RefSeq, a predicted model, not a curated record
AGCAUCCGUCCAAUGAGGCGCUCCCGUCCGUCUCGUCCCGCCCGCCCCUCGCUGCCUCAGAAGAGGUCUUUUUAAUCCAAGUGGAUUAUGUUGCAAAUUGGGUGAGCUGCUGCAAAAUCUCCAGCGAGACGCCGGAAGCCGUGUCCGCCCUCUCGCUUCCAGAACCGCGAGCCGACGUCAUGAGGAAGAACUCGCCGGAACCCGGAGGAACCCGGAAGACGGGGCGGCAAGAACGGGCCGACUGUUGAAGAUCUCCAGGACGACGGUGAGGAGCUUUCGUGAGGAUCUAGAAGAAGCGGAACCUUGAUGACGAGCAACAGGCCGGUGUUGACCCGGGAGCCCGUGUGAGGAGGCGUCAUCCGUUCUCUUAAGUCCUCCUGAUGAACCCCGGUGGUCUUCUCAGGAAGCAGAAUGGAGAGCAGGUCCAAAACGCACAGAGUUCUAGGAUUCUUCUUCCUGUGGAUCGGCGUUCAAGCGCAGAUGAAGAUACCGCCAGAGACUGUGCAGCAGUGGGCGUCCAUCUUCUCGUCGCAGCUUCGAGAUCUUUCCACCAAAUAUUCGGGAUCUCUUCUCCUGCAGAAGAAACUGAAGGACGUGGAGCCCAUCGUCAAGAUGGUGGACGUGGACGGAGGCGAUCUGGUCAAGGAUUACGCAGACCAGAUCGAACGCAUGCUGGGCAGCAAAAUGAAGUCGGUCAAGAGGUUAGCUGAGUCUGCGGAAGACGCCGACCUCUACCACGAUUUCAACGCGUCCUUAGAGUUCGACUACUACAACUCGAUGCUGAUCAACACGGCGGACGAGGACGGCAACUUCGUGGAGCUGGGCGGCGAGUUCCCGCUGGAGGACAACGAGCACUUCGACAAGAUGCCCGUCAACACCCAGCAGAGCGCCAUCCAGGUGCCCACCAAUGUCUACAACAAAGACCCCGACAUCCUGAACGCCAUCUACAACUCGGAGGCCCUCAACGACGUGUUCGUGGGAAACUUCCAGAAGGACCCCACGCUCACCUGGCAGUACUUCGGCAGCUCCACCGGCUUCUUCAGGAUCUACCCGGGCAUCAAAUGGACUCCGGACACCAACGGCGUGGCGGCCUUCGACUGCAGGAACCGAAACUGGUACAUCCAGGCGGCGACGUCGCCCAAGGACAUCGUCGUCAUGGUGGACAUCAGCGGCAGCAUGAAGGGCCUGAAGAUGACCAUCGCCAAGCACACCAUCAACACCAUCCUCGACACGCUGGGCGAGAACGACUUCGUUAACGUCAUCGCCUACACAGAUUACGUGCGCUACGUGGAGCCGUGCUUCAAAGGAACUCUGGUCCAGGCCGACCUGGACAACAGGGAGCACUUCAAGAUGCUCGUGGACGAGCUCCACGUGAAAGGGGAAGCGAAGAUCAAGAACGCCAUGAAAGAAUCCUUCAAGAUCCUCAACGAGGCGCGCGUGAACGGGCAGGGCAGCAUGUGCAACCAGGCCAUCAUGCUGAUCACCGACGGCGCCAUGGAGGACUUCCGCUCCGUCUUUGAGGAGUUCAACUGGCCCGACCGCAGGGUGCGCGUCUUCACGUAUUUAAUUGGCAGGGAGAUGACCUUUGCCCAAAACACAAAGUGGAUCGCGUGCAACAACAAAGGUCAAAUUGCUCUUUGUGUGUGUGUGUGCUUGUGUGUGUGUGUGUGUGUGUCUUCACUCCUCUGUGUUUGUGUGUGUGUGUGUGUGUGUGUGUGCGUGUUUGUGUAUGCGUGGGCACAUGCGCGCACAUGCGUGUUUCCAGGCUACUACACGCACGUGUCGACGCUGGCCGACGUUCAGGAGAACGUGAUGGAGUAUCUGCACGUGCUGAGUCGUCCGAUGGUCAUCAACCACGAUCACGACAUCAUCUGGACCGAAGCCUACAUGGACACGGUGCUUCCCAAAACUAAGGAGCUGUUCAACACCAAGGCCCAAAGUCUGCUGCUCAUGACGUCGGUGGCCAUGCCCGUCUUCAGCAAGAAGAAGGAGACGCUGUCCCACGGAAUCCUGCUGGGCGUGGUGGGCACCGACGUUCCCCUCACGGAGGUCAUGAAGCUUGCGCCCAGAUACACGCUGGGCGCUCACGGCUACGCCUUCCUCAUCACCAACAACGGUUACAUCCUGGCGCACCCCGACCUCCGACCUCUGUACAAGGACGGCAAGAAGCUGAAGCCCAAGCCCAACUACAACAGCGUGGAUCUGUCCGAGGUGGAGUGGGAGGACGCCGACGAGACGCUGAGGACGGCCAUGGUGAGGGGCGAGACGGGAAGCCACAGCCUCAACGUCAGAGCGUCCGUGGAGAGCGGGAGGCGACCUCUCUACCUGGUCAAUGAAUAUUUCUACACAAACAUUGACGACACUCCUUUCAGCUUCGGCAUGGUGCUGACCCGAGGUCACGGGAAGCUCAUGUUCGUGGGCAACGUGUCGGUGGAAGAAGGGCUCCAUGACCUGACCUCUCCGGACCUCAGCAUCGCCUCCGAGUGGACGUACUGCGAGACGGACAUCGACCCCGCCCACCGCAAGUACACGCAGCUGCAGGCGGCCGUCCGCUACCUGCUGGGCAAGGAGCCCGACCUGGAGUGCGACGAGCUGCUGCUUCAGCAAACGUUGUUUGACGCGGUGGUGACGGCGCCCAUGGAGGCUUACUGGAACGCCAUCGUGCUCGACGACAGGGUGGAGCCCGGCGUGGAGACAGCCUUCCUGGGCACGCGCGCAGGCCUGAUGAGGAUCAUGAGAUACGCCGGCGUGGAGACGCGCGUGGCAAAGAAGUUCUUGACCCCGGUGGACAAGGACAACCUUUUCACGGUGGACCACUUCCCGCUCUGGUACCGACUGGCCGCAGAGAACCCGCCCGGAAGUUUCUUCUACUACCCCGUCAACGACAAAGGGGUGAAGUUCGUGGUGGCCACCACGUCGGUCACCGUGUCGGCGCAAGGGAAGACGGCCAUGGCCGGAGCUGUGGGCCUGCAGAUGUCAUUGGACUUACUGGAGAAGACUUUCUGGGCCAUCACCAAGCAGGCAAGCGACACAGAUUGUUCCAACAUCGAAGGAUUGUGUCCCCUCAGCUGUGAGAGUGAUGACCUCAGGUGUUUGUUGGUGGACAAUCACGGUUUCAUCCUGCUGUCCAAGGAGAGGAAGGAGGUGGGCCGCUUCCUGGGCGAGCUCGACGGCAGCGUGAUGUCGACGCUCAUCAAGAUGGGGAUGUACAAAAAAGUGUCACUGUUCGACUACCAGGCGAUGUGCAAGAACAGCCACCACCACGCCAGCGGCGCUCGGACUCUGCUCGGGCCCUUCUACGUGGCCGCGGCGAUCGCCCGAUGGAUCUUUUCCAACGCGCUCAUGUUCUUGUUGGACUUGAACUUGUGCGGUUUGUGGCACUCGGACUACUUUGUGGACGCCAAGGCUGGAUAUCACACCACUCACAAGCAGAAGAAGGUGGAGGCUCUGGUUCCCUGCGAGACGGCGUAUCCCGGCUUCACGUACGACACGUCCAUCAAGGAGGCCAACAGCAUCAUCAAAUGCGGACGCUGCCAAAAGAUGUUUGUGGUGCAGCAGGUUCCCGACACCAACUUGCUGCUGGCGGUGACCGAAGCAAACUGCGACUGUUCCCGCCAGUACGGACCCAUCCCGCUGGAGCCCAAAGAGAUCAAAUAUAUCGCCACAGUCAAGUGCAACCGGAUGAAGUCGCAGAAAGUGCGCAGGCGCCCCGAGUCUUGCCACGCCUACCACCCCAAGGAAAACGCAAAGGAUUGUGGGGGCGCCUGCAGCAUCAGCCUGUCAAUCAAGCUUUUCUCCGCCUCCCUGCUCCUUUCUGGGUCCCUCCUCCGCAUGACGUAGCCACAGCGACUGGCCAAUAAGGAGGCGGCGGUGGGUCCUGAAGCAGGAAGUAGAUUUAUUUGGGCAGAUGGAGACAGACCUCGUUUCCUGUCAGCAGGGGAAGAUUUCGCCAGAAAAGCAGAGCAGCUUGUUGCCGUGACGGGAGACAUUUUGGGAGAAACUAUGGCGCCCUCUGCUGGAUAGAUUUGAUCUAAGCCUUUACUUCUUCUGGAGCAGGCUAAAUGUUUUUUUUCUUAACAUUGCUUAAUGGAAACUAUAUUUGAGUAGCUAGAAAAUUCACUACAUAAAACCAAUGGAUUGAUAUCUAAGUUUCAAAUUAGUCAUUUUAAUCCUACAAGAAUCAUUUUAGUGGAAAAGUUUUUUUUCUUUGUGAAAUAAGGUCUUUGUAAUAACAAAAUUAUGUGAGCUGUUUUUUUUAAAAAAUGUAUGUCAGACAAAAUAAGUAAUGAUCCAAUGAAAACAUCCAUCCAUUUUCUUUACUGCUUCUCACGCAGGUCGCGGGAGGGGGUGUACACCCUGGACUGGUCGCCAGCCAAUCGCAGGGCGCAUCAAAACAAACAACCAUACACACUCACCUACGGGUAAUUUCGAGUCCUCAAUCAACCUAGCACACAUGUUUUUGGGAUGUGGGAGAAAACCGGAGUGCCCGCAGAAGAGCCACGCGGGCACGGGGAGAACAUGCAAACUCCACACAGGCGCGGCUGGGAUUUGAACCCCGGUCCCCAGAAAUGUGAGGCAGAUGUGCUAACCGGUCACUCUCCGUGCCGGCCCAAUGAAAACAUUGAUCAGGAAAUCACUAAAUUGUACAAGAAUAAAGAAGCUGAAAUUGUACUUGGAGCUUCAUACAAAAAAGUCAAUCUUAUGAAUGUCAGAAAUGUAGUUUGUUGAAAACAUUUUUUUUUUUUAAAUGUAAAAAGACUCAACUUUACACAAAUAUAGUUGAAGUUUUCAAAAAGUUAGAAUUGUAGAUGUUUUUUUAUUACUAUUUGUUUUUAUUUUUUAAAAAGUAUCGUUAAUAGCAACGUUUUGAUGUAAUUCUGCAAUUCAUUCUGGGGAUAAAACGUCAUAAUACGACAGACAAAUGUAUUUUCUUUUCAAUUUUUAUUUUCUUUGAUAAAAACAAAGUACUUUUGGGCAAAAAAAAAAAUCUAUCAAGUCAAGAAGAAAGCAGAAUGUUCUGGUCAGUGUAAAAAUGUUUAGUUUAGACCACUGACGUUUUAUUCAGGAAUUCAGAAUCCAAAAUGACAACUCUGAAUAAAUAAAUAAAUAAGCAUGAAUUUUAAAUUUUUCGCCUUCAUGUCAACUUUAUUUUGUCAUUCUCAAAAUAAGUUAACUUCCAAAACGUUCAUGUCACGUCACAUCAGGCGGGGCCCGCAGCGCUAAGUCACUUGCGGUGAUAUUGGAAUUUAUUUUUUAAAAAACAGCUAUUUUUAUGAAAUUAUAGACAGAUUAUGGGGGGGGGGGUGAUAUGCAUAUGGAGUGUCUGCCCACCUGUCAAGUGUGAAGUCAAUCUUUAUUGUUAUGUGAUGAUUUCUGAAAAAUGUCUGUGAGCGGUCCCUUCUCAACGUUGCCCAAUUGUGACAUCACACUGAGGUCAAUUUACAUAUGAACCACACCCACCUGAGUGUCUCAGCCAAUGACAUGAUGAUGCGGACAUGACCAAGUUCCAGAACUAAAGAACCACUUUGGGUGAAACACUAUUGUGUCAAAGUCAAAAGGUAAGCAGAGCUGCAUCGUUAGCACAGAUGAGCGUUUACUCGGCCUCAAACGAUUCCGCCCACCGAACGAAAUCCGGCCUGGACGACACGGAACCGCCCCUAAAACGAGCCGUUUCCCUGUGGCAAGAAAUACGAUGGACCCCGACUGCAAAAUUCAUGGCCACUACAAUUGGAUUUGAUAAUUGCAAUUAUUUUAAUGGUAACCUAAAACAUCCUUGAAAAGUGGGGAUAUACUGCCAUUAAGCAAAACAAAAAGAAAAAGGUCCGCAGGUGCCGAGCUGCGAAUAUGCGAGGGUCCACUGUAUGCGGCCAUAAUUCUUGAUCCAUGGGGCCUUUUGAGAGGGGGGGGGGGGGGGG